CUUUCAAAUCUCCUUUUUUUUUUUUUCUUUCUCAUUCACGUCACUUAGAAUAAUAAGCCUCUAUCCCUGCAGAGAAUAAUGAUUGCUGGUGUGUUUUGGUCAUGCUCUGUCUUUUUUUUCCACACAUGUAGGCAGAUUCUUUUGAGCAAUCAGACCAAUCUGCUGCACAGGGAGCAGUCCAUCGCUACAGAGGAGGGGUGAGGGUAUAGAGGCAACAUACUCUCUCCCUCCCCCUCCUUAUCCUCCCCUUCACGGGCCAACGUAUGUGCAGGCAGAGGGAGGUGAAUGCAGAGGUUGUACGUGUUUGUGUGCAUGUGUGUGUGUGAGUAUGUCUGAGUCUGUGUGAGCGUGUGUGUACGCGUGUGAAGACGGCACAGCCAAUCAGAGCAGCACCAGGUACCACCCCCCCCCCCUUGUGUCUUUGUUUGGUCUGCUCCAUCUCCCCCCUCAGUGGUUUCUGCUGCAGUAUAAGUCACAGCCUGCGCUGUUCUCUCUGACAUACAUCACGCGCGCACACACACGCACACACCGAGGGAAACAGACAUGCACACACAUGCAUACGAGUGCAAAUCCUCUUACAACUCGCUAGUGCCCAGAGCAGAUUAAGGGGCUGCACAUCUCAAAUUGUAUUCCAAAUGUGCCACCUUUCCAUGGGUCUCCUUCCUCUUCUUCUUUCACUUUCUCCUCUUCCUCCUAUGCCACAACGGGACUUCUCCUCUGCACCUGCUUCUACUGCUGCUUCUUCCUCCUCCUCCGCUCCGUCUUCAACCUCUGGCAACUGGCCCGUUUGCCUCUGCAGCUGAGAUGACCAGGCAGCCAGCCUGAGGCAGAGGAAAGAACUCACACAGACAGAGGUAGAAAGAAAGAGAGGUGGUGGUGGUGGUGGGGAGAACAAGAAAGAGCGUGAAAAGGUAGGAAUUGAAGGAUUAAUUCCAAUCUGAGAGUGCCGCUGGAGAAGGAAGGCAGGCAAGGAGGAGGAGAGGGGGGGUCAGCACGGCCAGGUUUGGAGAAUUGGAGGUGGAGGGGGACGAGGGGGAGGAGGGGGGGAACAGAAGAGGAGAGAGAGCUUCAGUGCAGAGAGAAGAGGAAGAGGGGAAAGACAGAGUGGGGUGAAAGAAAGGGGGAGAGAGCCGAGCGUUGACCAUGAAGGCUCUGUUGCUGCUGGUCCUGCCCUGGCUCAGCCCGGCCAACUACACAGACAAUUUGGGCAACCUGCACAUCCUCUAUUCUGAGCUGUGUAAAGGGGCCUCUCACUAUGGCCUCUCAGCAGACAGGAAGCGUCGCUCGCAGGAGGGCGAGUGCACCGACAGCACAUCGGAACUCACCAUUGCCACGCUGCCCAACGACGGCCCCACCUCCGCCGCCGUGGCCCUCCUGUCGGACGAGCCGGGUCUGGUCAAUCCCGCCUUCGACCCGAGCAUGGAGGACAACAGCCAGUCGGGCAGCACGACCAGCCUGGCCGCCCGCAGCAGCACCAAGAAGAGUGAGUUCAGAAAUUUUGACCGCUCUUCCGUGAGAAGCCGCUCCUUCAGGAGGCUGAACCGGGCAUUCAGUGUCCUGCGGAGGACCAAGAGUGGCAACGCAGUGAGCAAUGAGACGUCUGAGGAGAGAGACAAUGCCAGGAAUUCCACUGUGCCGCAGGAAGGUAUGCAUCAAGUCCUGGCUCUUCCUCAGCUCCAUCACCUGAUCCCUGAUGGUGAAGUUACCAGUAUUAAGAUCACGCGGGUGGAUCCCUCAGAACCGCUGGCCAUCAGCAUUGUUGGCGGGAACGAGACCCCAUUGGUUCGCAUCCUCAUCCAGGAUAUCUACAGAGAAGGCGUGAUUGCACGGGAUGGACGUUUGCUGCCUGGGGACAUGAUCCUGAAGGUAAACGGCAUUGACAUCAGCAACGUACCACACUGCUAUGCCAUGGCAACCCUAAAACAGCCGUGCCAACUCCUCCGACUUACCGUGCUCAGAGAACAGCGCCAUCGCUACCGCUCACACUCGCACAGCCACCCACAUGGUCACGGGCACAGCCACGAUGGUGCCGGGGGCCACCCGUCUCACGGCCUACCCCACCAUCCCCUGAGGGAUGACAGCAUCCAUGUGGUUCUGAAUAAAAGCACUCCAGAGGAGCAGCUGGGCAUUAAGCUGGUGAGGCGGCCAGAGGAGCACGGAGUCUACAUCUUUCACCUGCUGGAGGGCGGCCUGGCAGCUCGGGAUGGACAGCUGUGCGUUGGUGACCGUGUGCUGGCCAUCAACGGGCACGAUCUCCGUUACGGAGCACCAGAACAUGCUGCUCUGCUUAUCCAGGCAAGUGAGGAGCGUGUCCACUUCAUAGUAUCUCGUCAGAUCUGCCUGCCCACCCCAGACAUCUUACAAGAAGCACCAUGGGGCAUGGAUGGUCCCCCACCAUAUUCCCCUGUGGAUAUUGAGCAAACACUGCUGGACUCUUGUCAGAAGCCUGCGUGCUACGAGAAGACAGUGUCUCUGACUAAGGAACCAUAUGACUCCCUGGGUAUGACGGUGGCAGGUGGCAUGUCCAGCAGAGGGUGGGACCUCCCUAUUUAUGUCACAAACGUGGACCCUGAUGGAGUGGUGGGACAGGAGGGCUCCAUUCGCAAAGGUGACAUCUUGCUAAACGUGAACGGGGUUGAUCUGACGGGGGUGACGCGAGGCGAGGCUGUGGCCAACUUGAAAAACACCUCCUCUCCCGUCGUGCUCAAGGUCUUGGAGAUGCGUCCUCCAGAAGAAAGCCUGCAAGAGUGCACGUUGCCGCCCUGUCUAACACCCUCGCCCACUGAUAGCACCAAGAGUCCGCUGCCCAAUGACGAUUAUUCCCCGCUGUGGGUGUCAUGGCUGCAGCUACCCAGGCAUCUCUACUGUUGCAAAGACAUCGUCCUGCGGCGGAGCACUUCGGGCAGCCUGGGCUUCAGUAUUGUGGGAGGUCAGGAAGAGGUCAACUGCAAUCAAUCCUUUUUUAUCCGCUCCAUUGUUGAGGGGACGCCAGCCUACAAUGAUGGCAGGAUAAGGUGUGGGGACAUCUUGCUCGAGGUGAAUGGGAAGAGUACAUGGGGGAUGACCCAUACAGCACUGGUGCGCCUUCUGAAGGAGCUGCGGGGCAGAAUCACCCUGACCAUCGUCUCCUGGCCAGGCAGCCUGCUGUAGCAGUGCCCUAAGCCAUCCAGCGCUGCUUCAGUGGCACUGACCGAGGAAUGUGGAAAGCAGAGCUUUAGACUGGUUGACCACCCUAAGCUUGCUGUGUGGGAGAAGCUUAGAAUAGAGCUGUGGCUGCACGGAUAUCUCACCUCUGAUGGACAGCUGAGACUUUGCCAGGAGUUUUUAGAGGGACAAACAAAAGACUGGAUUGUUACCAGAGGUUAACUUGCCCCUCCAAGAACGCUGAACUUGGGAGAAUCCAGGCCUGAGAUGCCUCUAACUAGGAUGUUGGGUGUUAUCUGUUUAGAGGACAUGGUCAUUCUCUGGCACAGCAUCCAGUGAGUGGUGUGGGUGGAUCGAGGGGAGACACAACACGUUGCCAAUUCCAGUAGUUAUAUAUUAGGGUAUGCGUUAAGUUGGACUCACAUUUCUUUACUGUAAAUGUUGGGUGUCUAAAAAAGUACUGAUCCAAGCACUUGUAAUACGUUUCUUUUGUUUGUUUGUGGUAUGGCCUUUAAAAAUAGGCUCCAUUCUGUUUGUACUGACAGUGGUUGUCAUCUUCAUCCGUUGACCUGAGGACACGUUGCCAAGUAGUAGUCUGUGUUGAGGUUUUUUUCUUUUAUUUCAGAAGCUAUGGCUAAAUUAUCAAACCACUGGCAAGGAAAAUAUAUAUAAAAAAAUAAAGGAUCAAUGUGUUCAUAAGAUAUUAAAAAAUGGUAUUUAAUUAGGUGAAAUUGUGGAGGCCUUACUAAUUUUCUUACUUUUAAGAAAAAAAACUGACUUGGUUUCUAUGUAUCAGUGGAUGGUCUGGGGCCUGUCUACUGUGGUUCUGUCUGUCACGCUUCGGCCUGUGUAGUAUAUCUGAUGGUACAUUUGGUUAAAUGAUCAAUAAAGUCAUUUAAAAAGA
This is a messenger RNA of Lates calcarifer (barramundi perch), 4048 nucleotides long. RefSeq names its product ligand of numb-protein X 1 (gene lnx1). Gene Ontology annotation, biological process: ubiquitin-dependent protein catabolic process. Gene Ontology annotation, cellular component: cytoplasm. Gene Ontology annotation, molecular function: ubiquitin-protein transferase activity; protein binding. NCBI's taxonomy places the organism in Eukaryota, Metazoa, Chordata, Actinopteri, Centropomidae. The record is from RefSeq and is a predicted model, not a curated record. The coding region runs from base 1144 to 3150 and encodes 668 amino acids. The transcript is spliced from 10 exons.